Cornus florida is the source of this 2095-nucleotide messenger RNA. RefSeq lists its product as uncharacterized. The record is from RefSeq and is a predicted model, not a curated record. The coding region runs from base 85 to 1989 and encodes 634 amino acids. The transcript is spliced from 2 exons. Lineage: Eukaryota; Viridiplantae; Streptophyta; Magnoliopsida; Cornales; Cornaceae.
CACCCUUUCUUUAGUUACGUCUUCAACAGAUUGGGGAUAUCCCCUCUGCAGGUCAACCCCAACUUCUUUAGGAUCAUAUCUGUUAUGCUCUUAUUGAUGCGUGACAGAAAUCUGGACCUUGACCUCAUAGACCUCCUUCUGUGCUAUAAGGUCAGUAAGAUCCGUACUAACGAGCCCUUCUACCACCUCUACCCGUUCGAGAAGAUGUCCAUAUGCACUGACACAAUAAAAUCUGAAAAGGGUUGGAGGGAUAGCAUAGUGGGUAUUAGUGGGGCUUGGUCUUCGCCGGCUGCAGAGGAUUACCCAAUCCCGAGCGCCUUUGGUGUCUGCUCUGUCUCCUCCUAUAAAAAAUUCAAAUCCCAUAAACACGACUGCCCCUGUGAAACAUGCGUUCCUCGUUUUUGCACUUACUUAUGCCGCUCCUUGGGAAUACCUUGUGAUGACUUGAGCUACAGUGUUUGCAGGGAUAGGAUUAACUACUUGAAGAGAUACGUUCUGAACGAUAUUCCUUCCUGCUCAGAUCUCCUCACUUCAGACAACCUCUUUGCGCUCUCAUCACUCGGCUACAAUAUGAGCAGACUGCAGAUUCCCUCUUUUGGCAGGAGGAAAAAUACUCCCCCAGUCAUUCCUGCUGCUGGGGCGACCUCCUCUCCAGCGUCGGCUUCUUCUUCAGCCACCAUAUCUGACACUGUCCCGAGCGCAGUGGCUACUAACCCUGCUGCCAGCGCCCCUGCGGCCAACCAGAACGCGCCCUCCCCAGCUACCAUAGCUCCUGCUGCUGCGGGGGGCGGUCGGGACAAAGAGCGAGGCAAAAGGCCUCAUCCUGACAGUGAAAUCGACCCUGAGGAGGAGCCUCUUAUUAGAAGGACCCGAGUCUCUGGGCCGGGUACUCUCUUGCACCGAGCGAUCAGAGCUCCUUCUCACUCUGGGCCUCCUGCAGCUGGUGGCUCUGCUUCUGCUUCAGGCCCCCCUUCUAUCCCCAGCUUGCCGCCAUGGGCCCCUCGGUACACUCGAACGGAUGGGACGUUCGUGAAACCGAACGAGACCAUGCUGAAGGAUGGCCAGACCGCUAUGGCCUACUACAGGAGCAUGUGGACUCCGAAGGACAUUGAGGCGGCAAAGGGCCUUUCCCAGAAGGACGUGUUCAGUCGCUUUCCCCAAUCUGCUAUGGAGACAUUGUUCGGGAUGAUGGCCAUGCAGAAGCAGGUGGAAAUGGGGAACGCCAGGGCCCGGAAGUAUUCUGACAGCCUGGAGGUGGCUAAUAAAGAGAACGACCUCCUUGCCAUGAAGAAUACCGAGGUGCUGGUUCGGCUUGACAAAGCCGAGCAAGAGAGAGAUGUCCUGAAAAAGGAGAAUGAUUCCCUUCAGGAUGAGAAGGACGCCCUCCAGCUCGAGAAGAGCGUCUGGCAGACUGAGCAGGAAUCACUCAGAGAAGAGAAGGCAGAACUCCAACGUCUUCUAGCUGAUGAACAGUCUGCUCGGAUGGCUUUUGAAAAAAGAGCUCUGGACGAGCGUACCGCUCUGAUCGACGCUAUCAGCAGAGUGGGUGGUGGGAUGCUGGCCCUUCAUGCUCGGUUCUCCAGGGUCGGUGCUCUUCGGUAUGCUCAAGGAUUCCGGGAAGGUUUCGCCGACCGGGUUCCGGAUGAGGGACAGACCAGCUCCACUCCGGAUGAGGUAGACAAGGAUCUGGGGAUCGAGCCUCUGGGGGUCUAUGUCGACCCAGAACCCACCGAAGCGGAGCGUAUAUUUGAUGAGUGCCAGGACAUCGCAUCCUCAAGGAUCAUCACAGCUCCUCCUACCGCUCUGCCACUGACCGCUCCCCAAUCGUCAACCGUGGCUCCCUCUGUAGCCACUGCUGACGCUGAACCCCAGCCGAACGACUCAGUUAUUCACCUGGAUUCCCCACCUCAUGAAGGUGAGGCGGCUGAUGGGGCCGAGGAGGCGAGUCGGCAGGACCAGGAUGCUGUUGGUACUGAGGCGUCUAGCUAGGGCUCCUUCGAAUUCUUCCAGUUCAUAUCUUCUUGUAAUGAUGGACACCCCUCUUUUGUAAACUAAAUGUUCAAUAUUAAUGAAAUGGCCGAACUCUUUUUCUCUA